AUGAGCCACCCUUCUCCCCAGAAGAACGGCGGCAAUAAUGUUCCCCCUCCAAGGCAGAUUCGCUUUGUCUCAACUGAUGGACAGCCUCAGACUAAACGACGUCGAGUCAACGCGGCAUGUCGGACGUGUCGCAAGCGCAAAAUACGAUGCUCGGGUGAACAACCAGUGUGCAAAACAUGUUCCGAUUAUAAUCACAUAUGCUUAGGGUACAACGAGCCGUCUACUCAUACUCGAUCGCAAUCCGAUGUCGCAUCACGCAACCCUACCAUCCCUCCUCUACUGGGACCCAGUGAUAGUUCCAGUACGGCGGUAAAAGUCGAGAGUCGUUCCCCAGAUUCUCCCCCGCAGGCCACAAUACCACCCAGCGAUGAUCAUCUGGACAAGCCGUCCGGGGUAUCUAAGCCGUUCGAAUCGAAAGACGCCUCCUUGACAAGGGAAACAUCUUUGAGGAUGACGAAGGACUCUGAGCAGCACACUAUAGGGGAAAGUCCAGAGAGUAGUCGUACCUCUUUGAGCUCUACCGCCCGCACCCAUGUUCCCUACUUCAGGUACUUCGGGCCAACCGCUAUUGUUCCUGGUUUCAAACAGAUGGUGCGAGUGCCCCUCCGAUCUAUUACGAUAAACGCUCUUAGUAAUCCAUCGCUAUCCUCAGAGUCAUUGUCCCCUCUGCGAAGCCCAAAGUUUUCGGAUCUUGGGGUUGGUCGCCUAAAUCCAAUCGCUGAUAACCGCGACAAUCGUGAUGCAAACACCAUUCCUUUUUAUGACCGGGACGAUUCCUUGUCUGUCAGCAAUUUGGUGACACACCUUUGUGAUCUCUUUUUCGUGCAUUUGGGAUGCAAUUUCCCUUUCCUCCAACGUGAAAGGUUUCUCCGUGACCUUAAGGACAAAAAGGUCGACACUAUGCUCGUAGAUGCUGUCUGUGCCUUAUCCGCGCGAUUCUCUCCUCAUCCUCUAUUGAGUCCACCCCAAGCUCCGCCUAUUGAUGGUUCAGAACCUAAGGUUGAUGUGAGGAAGUCAGACCGCGGCCAACCAUUUGCCCAUAGAGCAAUGGGCGCACUCGUCGACUCUUUAUCAUGCCCUACGUUAUCUGUUGUCCAGGCAUGUCUGUUGCUAGCCUACGAGGAAUUUGGAUCAAAUCACGACAGUGGCCUCUGGAUGUAUUUAGGCAUCUCUAUUCGCAUGGCCCAGGAUCUUGGGAUGCAAAAACUGCAGGGGCUAAAAUAUAACUAUGGCCAAAGUGGUGUGACACCAAAUGCAGUUGUGACGGGGCAGGCUGGGAAGCUGAGAGAAGAACAGUACGAUGACCCUCAAAACUCUCAAAGCAUGAUGGAUGAUGCACAAGACAGCGAAAUCCAACGUGCUUGGGAGCGAGAGAGGGUUGACACUUUUUGGAGUAUAUUCUUUCUUGAUCGAGUUAUCUCAUCCGGGACAGGACGGCCGGUAACCUUACGUGACGAGGACAUAGAGUUGUGUUUUCCCCUGCAAUCAGAGUCUCUGCUGCCUAACGGUUGGCCUGCGCCCUUUCCGCCGCUUAUUCGCAUUAUACAUCUCUAUGGCAGAGUUACGGAUCUCAUUAAUGGUAUUCAGGAUGUGAAUCAUGUCACCACAGACACCUUGAAAAGAUUGGCCGGGAUGGAAAGUGAUCUUACCGGCAUAUACCAGCGUUUAUCGCCGAGGCUUCAUUUCAACGCGGCCAACUUUCAAGCAUAUGUAAAGGCGAAAGAAGGAACGAAUUUCAUUCUCCUCCAUUUCUGGUUUCACACUCUGAUCGUCCUCCUUCACCAACCAACUCUUUUGAAUUCUUUUGGGGGCUCUAUACAGCACCUCUAUCCGAACAGCAGGGAGUUAUCGAUGUCUUCGGCUAAAACAAUUGCGGAUAUAUUGUCUUUCUCUGAGCUUGUUGAUGGGAAAAGCUUCAUUGGCAAUCCUUUUACCAGCCAGCCGAUGUAUAUUGCUGCAUGUGCUUUCCUCAUGGAGAGCACAUAUUAUUCUUCACCGUCCUCGAGGCCUGGCUCCCCUCCCUGUCAGCCUCUGUUGGCAAACCAGACUAGUGGCUUCGUGAUGCCAAAUCUGGACCCAUCAAGUGGAACAGAGCGAAAACCAACUGCUAAGCACAUUCUUCUCUCCUCUGCUGCAAAGGAAAAUUAUCAACGGUGCUAUAAAGCGUUGAAGGCACUUGAGACUUACUGGGAGGGAACCAAAUAUAUACUUACUGUUCUCGACCAAAAGGCCAAGGGAAUUGUCGAUCCUCUCUUGUACACCGAGGAAGAGAUGGAAGGUACGGCUGGGCCUCCCUCCCUUCAGCCUUUUGCCACGCCAGGCUGGCGACAGCCAAGUACUUCAGUGGGUGUUACUGGCGGCUCCGACGAGUCAGUUACAGGCUCGGAGGCUCGGUCACCAAGAAUCGAUCCUAGUCAAGCUAUCGGGUGGGCUUUGACUGGAGCAACCAACUCUUCACAGCCGAAUUUAAGCGUGUUGUAUCAAAUGCCUGCUGCCCAGCCGGAUUCUGCCCCUAAUAAGCCCGCCUAUUCAUCUCAGUAUAGCCAUAGCUACCCCAGUUUACCGAUGCAGUCCAGUACUGGUGCGAACUCGGGUUCUUACUCCCAAUCACUUGAGCCUUCCAGAACAACAACCGCCACGUCAGGCUCGCCAAUCACAGCUGGGCCUGGAAAAUAUUCACCACUUGCCUCCUCCGGACGCGCUUCAACAUCAGAUGCGAGCCUUCUUUUGGGCCUGAACACAUCCUAUUCGACUUCUGCCCCUCGUCCUCCACAUUCUCAUCCCGCCUACAACCCAAGUCUUACCGCUUCUUCGUCCCGACUAGAUGCAGAAACCUCCGCCUAUAGCUACAAUGCCACGUCUGGUGGCAACGGGCAGCCAGCGGGUAGCACCCACAUAGUUUCCAGACCCUCACAAAUGCACGGAGCUGGCCCCCAUGUGGGGGACGUAUUCAUUGAAAGCCAGGAUAUCGACAUGGCUUCUCUUCAGCAACAAGACCAGUUCCCAUUCACCUUCAAUAUGAUUUCGCAUCCCUGGGACGAGCAUAACGACAACGAGCACGAGGAGAUGGGAGAACAGUUGAGACUGGUACCUACUAUUCGGAAGCAGCGCAAUGCCUUUCGAAAAUCUAGCUCAGUUAGAGCAAUGCAGAUGCACACUGAGGAUGAGGGUGACGGCGAGUACUUGACGCCACCAAAACGAAGGGGAGCGCAUCGCAUGUCGGAUGGUCCAUUGCUGACCAAGCAAUCUCCGUGUUACUCACCCACUGGAAUUGUGGCCAAGCAGACAACCAAAAAGGAAUAUCCUCUCGUGCUACUACAUUGCACCUUGCUCCCUCCAUCACUCCCCAUACCAGGGAUAGUGGGCUAUCCAGACCAGAAGAUUCUGAGGGAGGUACUGCCAGCGGAGUACUGGAAGCGGUGGAAGCUGCUAGAGGACAAGAUUGGCUCUGUCGUGCUUCGGGAGCGGGGUGUGCUUAUCUCACAUCCGGAGGAUAUGUAUGAUCUUCUGGAAGAGCGGCUUUUGGAAAGUUUGGAGUUGCAGCGCCCGAGGUUUGACCAUGGACACUUUUUGGGCCAUGAAGGAACUGAUGCAGACAGAGAAGAUCAAUCUAUGGCGGAGGAGAGCGCAACAGACGACGAACAAGGGGAGCAUAUACUCGAAGCCCAGCAGCAGAAAUCGAACUUCAGACCCUUUUGGUGA
This is a messenger RNA of Aspergillus alliaceus, 3702 nucleotides long. Its product is annotated as putative C6 transcription factor. The record is from RefSeq and is a predicted model, not a curated record. The coding region runs from base 1 to 3702 and encodes 1233 amino acids. Gene Ontology annotation, biological process: DNA-templated transcription; regulation of DNA-templated transcription. Gene Ontology annotation, molecular function: zinc ion binding; DNA binding; DNA-binding transcription factor activity, RNA polymerase II-specific. The transcript is spliced from 9 exons. NCBI's taxonomy places the organism in Eukaryota, Fungi, Ascomycota, Eurotiomycetes, Eurotiales, Aspergillaceae.